Messenger RNA from Stegodyphus dumicola, 2705 nucleotides. RefSeq names its product hemocytin-like. The record is from RefSeq and is a predicted model, not a curated record. Gene Ontology annotation, cellular component: extracellular matrix. NCBI's taxonomy places the organism in Eukaryota, Metazoa, Arthropoda, Arachnida, Araneae, Eresidae. Gene Ontology annotation, molecular function: protein binding.
CAGCCAACAGCCGUCAAGGACAUACUCUCAAAGUCAAAUUGAUGAACCUGUCGUUCAAAGGCAGUCCUAUUCACAGAAUCAAGCAAUAUCUGCGAGGCAUUGUGACAGACCAGUUCCCCCUAUGAAUGGUCGUUUCUCGUGCCAGAUUCGAAGUGAUCGAUACAUAUGUACAGCGACAUGUAACCCUGGAUAUGAAUUUCCUGAUAAAUCGGAUAAUCUGAAUCUUGAAUGCGAUCAGAGGACAGGAUACUGGUCACCUUACGCGAACUUUCCUGACUGUGUUUCCACUUACGGAGGAGGACACAGAUCAUCAAGACAAGGUUCUUCUCAAAGCCACAGCUCAUCUCAUGGUUCUUCUUACAGCAGCAACUAUGAGCACAGUUCCUCACAAACAAGUUCACAAAGAUCACACGCGCAAGUCCAAACCUCUCAGGGAAGAGGUCAAAAUUUAUGUGGACAGCCUAGAAAUCCUCGUAAUGGAGCUCAUUAUUGCAGCAUGAGCAAUGGUCAAUGGUCGUGUCAAGCAACUUGUAAUCCAGGUUAUGCAUUUUCUGACGGAAGGACACAAGUAACCAUCACGUGCCAUGAGCGAGAUGGACGAUGGUCACCGACGGAUGGUUUCGAAGAUUGCAGGGUACUUUGUAAUCCACCUUGCGAAAACGGAGGUCGAUGUUCUGUUAAUAACCAGUGUUCGUGCCCUUCAACUCAUAGAGGAAACAGAUGUCAAUAUCCUGUGUCUUUAUGCGAGUUCAGUCGCCUGUCUAGUGAUUCACUGUAUUCAGACUGUAGACAUAACCCGGAAUAUACGGAAUGUAACCUGGCCUGUCCUCCUGGUAUGGCAUUUGAUCCUCCAACGUCUUCAAUAUACAGGUGCACAGUAGACGGGCGCUGGAAUCCGCCAACUCCUCCACAGUGUAGAAGAGAUAAUUUAUGUGAAAAACCUCCAACGCCAAUGAAUGGACGUAUUCAAUGCCAAGGCAAUGAGGAGAUUUUCAUGUGUGUUGGAUCAUGCAAGCCUGGUUUCAUGUUCAGGGAUGGUUUCACUGAACUGACAAUUCAAUGCGUCAGGAGAACUGGUGAAUGGACUCCGGAUGCAUCUUUUCCAGAUUGUGAAGCAAGUUGUAGGCCGCACUGUGAAAACGGGGGGAAAUGCAUUGGACAUAACAAAUGUUUGUGCCCUAGAGACUACAGAGGAGACAGGUGUGAAUACCACACCUCGAACUGCGACGGUCACGAUCGCUUUGCAUCAGUUGCCUGGCAGUGCAGAGAUGCAGAGAAAGAAACAGUUUGCAAUGUCAGUUGCAGGAGUACUCAAAAAUUGCAGCCAUCUCAACCAACUGUAUAUACAUGUAGUUUAGACGGAUCCUGGGAACCAGAUUUGAAGCCCAUAUGCGUUUCAGAUCCGUCACAGACUACAAGAAUGUCAUCACGAUAUGAUAGUCACCACGGGGAGAAUAAUUUUGAAAGUGGUUUAUCUUCACAAAAUGCCCGCAAUCGAGUAGAUCAUGGAGGGUAUUUUGGUGGUCAAGAGCAAAUGGAUUAUGAUGAUUUUGGUGGUCAGCAACAAAUUGAAGACGAUGACUUCAACUUCGAUUACGGUGGUCAAAGACCAGUGAAAAUACCAGAAAGAAAUAUUGGUCAAAACAGAGUUGCCUACGACUUUGAUGACAAUGGACAGCAACAGGAAAUACAUUCAGAAAACGAACGUUUGCAACAGCGUCCUCGAACCAGACAGGAGCAAGGACUGGAAGAAAUGGAUGUAGAUCUUAACAAGGUUGAGAAUGGGGACCUAGAUGAAAAGUUUCGCCUUGGUAAUGAAGAUGCCCAGGAGAUAAUCAACCAACACGAACUAGAGACAAAUGAUAAAAGUGAUAUGGAAAUGUUUUCAAAAAUGGAAGGAGUAACCAAUUACAAGGGAAUUUGUUCCAGCUGGGGCUUCUUCCAUUAUAGGUCAUUCGACGGUGGUCUUUUCACAUAUCCUUCUUCCUGCUGGUAUGUGAUGGCUACCAGCUAUGGCGAUGACCUUAUCAUCGGCUUGAAGACAAACUGUAAUGAAGGAUCUCGUUGUACUCGUGUUGUUUUAAUUAAGCAUCUUCAGAACAGAUAUUUUCUGUCCUAUGAACAUGGUGUAAUACGUAACGGAGUUCCAUUAGAUAUUCCAACUCAAGCAGGAGAUUUGACCGUUGAACGCAUUACAAGAUAUAUUGUAGCAAGACUAACAUUAGGUUACACAAUAUGGCUAAAUGAAGAGAACAGCGUAUUUAUUGCUGCUGAACCAUACAUGAUGAACGGGACAGUGGGUUUGUGUGGAAACUAUGACGGAAUCUUGGAUUACAAGUUCUUCCGAAGCGAUGGAUCGAAAACAUUUGACAUUUUUUCGUUUUUUAAUAGUUGGAAAAUGGAAGAUAUUGACGAAAGCUGCAUGGAUGAUGUAGAACCGAAAUCGCCUUGCAACGACGAUACUAGAGACAGAAGAAUAGCGACAGACAAAUCAAGUUUGGCUUGUGCGGCUAUUUAUAAUUUGCGAUUUGACGCUUGCGCAGAGCUUUUAGAUCCUAAUAAAUAUUACAUUAUGUGCACUUUGGACUGUUGCAAUGAAAUGGCAAAAGAAGAUUGCGAAUGCGCCUCAAUUGCAGAAUAUCUUCUGGAAUGUGCUAGAGGUGGUAUAGACAUGAGCGAAGGAUGGAGAACUCCUGGCUUGUGCC